UGAGUAAACAGAAGAAGGCCGCUAUGUUUUUUAUUUUACAUUUUAUUGAAUGAAGAAUAACUUUGUGAAUCGAGAAAAGCUUAAAGUGCGUGUGUCAAUAAAGUUCACCAGAUAAUUAUUUAUCAAUUAACAUGGCCACCGAUGAUCCAAACUCCUGGAGGACACCCACCUUUCGACAGAGCAUGAUUGCCAAAAUAGAAGAAAACAUUCAAAAAUUCCAAAUGCCAAUUGUCAAAAAUGCUACAGACAUGGAGAAUCAUGUUUUCAUGAAAGCCAAGACCAAGGAAGAUUACCUAAAUUUUAUUGCUAGGUUGGUGCUUCACAUAACCCAACUAAAUAACAAAAAACCUGCUGGUACAAUGGCUCCUAACAAUGCAACAGUAGGGGUGCAACAAGGUAUGCCAGAUCCCAUUGGAGCAUUGCAGACUUUAGCGCGCCAGGGUACUGGGAAUAAUACUAACAUGACAAUGCAAGUCCCAGUACAAAAUUCACAAAAUAUGGUUCCUCAGCAAGCUCAAGGUCCUACUACCAAUCCCAACUUGCUGCAAACUUUGAAUCAACAACCAGGCCAGCCCAUGAGCAUGCCAGUAAUGCACAAUAAGAUGCCGGGUCAACCUGGCUGCCCUCCAAUGGGUCCAAUGCAAAAUAUGCAGACUAACCCCAUGAUGGCUCAAAUGAAUCAAAUGAAUCAAGCAAAUAUGGGACAACGCAUGGGACCUCAACCUGGACAACAGUUGGGUGUACCUCAAAUAAAUGUAGCACAAAUGGGACCUAAUCAAAUGCAAGUGAUACAGGUAAAAUGUAAUCAGCUGCAAAAUCAAAUGGGGGGACAUCAGUUGGGAGGGCCAAUGAGUACGGGAAUGCAAGCACCACCACAGCAGCAACACAUGAAUCAAUUGAAUCCGGCGCAAAUAGCUGCAAAUCAGUUGGCACAGGCACAGCUUGGCCACAUGCAGCGCAAGCCAGUAGAUAUGAUGACAAGCGGAUUUCCAGGGCCUAGAAAUGUAACUCCUAAUCAAUUUUUGCGUCAAAGUCCGAGUCCCUCAGCCCCUAGUCCAGGAGGGAUUGGCGUUUCAACAUCUACGAGCCAAAUGGUAGCAUCCCCUGCUUUGGUAGGAUCACCUAAUCCUCAACACAUGCUUGCAACAGCACAGAGGCCAAUCACAAUGGCUCCUUCACCAAGUAGUUCUCUUAAUACACCUGCUGGUGCACUUGGCGCUACUCCCAGUCCAUUGCAAGAUGACCAAAUUUCACAAGCUUGCAAGGAAAAAAUUCAAAAGCUCCGUAAAUUUAUAGAUCCUUUGAACAAGAUGAUCAUCAAACUGACCAAUGAAGGGUAUACAGAAAAAAUAAGCAAAGUAAAGAAGCUUUUGGAGAUCUUGACCAAUCCCAGCUCAGUUACCAAGCUAGAUGUUUUACAAAAGUGUGAGGUUGUUCUCGAAAAAAUGGAACUUAAGAAAUUUGAAACAACCACGGGUCCCCAAAUACCUUCCAGUUUAAAGGAGCAUUAUUUUCUCACUCCUUUACUUGAAGUUGUUAACACUAUUUUGCAAAAUCCUGUAGCCAAUCACACACUUCAUAGAACAUUUAGUCCAUGUGUCGAAGCCCUAUUUGGACCAGAGAUCAAGGACCUUCCUCCAAAGCCCAAGAGGAGAAAAGUCGAAGAACCUACCAGUGAAAUACCAGAUGUACUUCAAGGAGAAAUUGCUCGUCUUGACCAAAGAUUCAAGGUGAGCUUGGACCCAGCCCAACAGAGUGGCUCCAAGUGUAUUCAGUUGAUUUGCUGGCUGGACGAUAAGCACUUGCCCUGCGUGCCUCCUGUGCUUGUAAUCGUGCCUAUGGACUAUCCGAAAGUUCCUCCUAAAUGUGUGCUCGCGUCUCACGAGUACGCAACACCUUAUUUGAGUGCAGUGCAAAACGCACUAGACGCUCGUCUUGACAAACUUCCAAAACAAUUUUCCAUAUCUCAGCUCUUGGAUACGUGGGAGACUAGUGUGCGCCAAGCUAGCGCACCUAAAUUUUGCCAGCAACAAAAGCUAGAGCUUCUAGAACAUGUGACUUUAGCAGAUACCAGUACUACUGUGACAGCUACCACGACGACUGCGGUAACAACUACGACAGUACUGAGCACAACUGUACCAGUCGCAAACGGGUUGACAAGUAGUAAUUUAAUUACUACCGCCAGUUCCUAA
Molecule: messenger RNA, 2192 nt
Organism: Copidosoma floridanum
Lineage: Eukaryota; Metazoa; Arthropoda; Insecta; Hymenoptera; Encyrtidae
Gene: MED15
Product: mediator complex subunit 15
Biological process (GO): regulation of DNA-templated transcription
Molecular function (GO): transcription coregulator activity
Source: RefSeq, a predicted model, not a curated record